AUGCCGGGAAUGGGCCCUAAGCUGGGCCAUUUGGAUCCUUGUAGCUGCCACCGUGGAUGGCGGUGGGCUCCUAGCAGCAACUUCCUGUGCUCUGGUGAUGGUGACUUCCGAGAGCCUGUGACUGAAGUGCCGCAGAGGAACACCAGGCUGGGAUGGGUCCGGGGAAAGCAAGUCACAGUUCUGGGAAGUUCCACACCUGUGAAUGUGUUCCUUGGAAUCCCCUUUGCCAUGCCCCCUCUGGGACACCUAAGAUUUGCAAACCCAGAGCCAGCAAUGCCCUGGAAUGACUUGCGAGAGGCCACUUCCUACCCUCCAUUAUGUUUCCAGAACUUGGAGUGGAUAUUAUUAAAUCAGCGCAUUCUCAAGGUGCAUUACCCUAAACUUGAAGUGUCGGAAGACUGCCUAUACCUUAACAUCUAUGCACCAGCUCAUGCAAAUGCGGGCUCCAAUCUCCCUGUCAUGGUGUGGUUUCCAGGGGGCGGCUUUGAGAGUGGCUCAGCCUCCAUCUUUGAUGGGUCAGCUCUAGCUGCCUAUGAAGAUGUGCUGGUCGUGACCACCCAGUACCGGCUAGGAAUAUUUGGCUUCUUCAACACAGGGGACCAGCACGCCCCAGGGAACUGGGCCUUCAUGGACCAGUUGGCUGCCCUUUCCUGGGUCCAGGAGAAUAUCAAAGGCUUUGGUGGGGAUCCAGGCUCUGUGACCAUCUUCGGCGAGUCAGCGGGAGCCAUAAGUGUUUCUAGCCUUGUUCUGUCUCCCUUGGCCAAGAGCCUAUUUCACAAAGCCAUCAUGGAGAGUGGGGUGGCCAUCACGCCUAACCCAAAGAAACUUGAUGAGUCGAGGAAGGAUUUGCAGAUCAUUGCUGAUGUCUGUGGCUGCAAUGCCUCAGACUCCAAGGCUCUUCUGAAUUGCCUGAGGACAAAACCCUCCACUGAGUUGCUGAACCUUGGCCAGAAAACAAAGUCUUUUGAUCGAGUGAUUGAUGGCGUUUUUUUCCCUGAUGAGCCUUUAGAACUAUUGUCUCAAAAAACAUUCAAAGCAGUGCCUUCUAUCAUCGGAGUCAACAACCAUGAGUGUGGCUUCAUGCUGCCCAUGCAGGAGAUUCCUGAGACCCUCAGUGGCUCCAACAAAUCUCUUGCCCUUCACGCGAUACACUCUCUCCUGCACAUCCCCAUCGAAUAUUUGCAUGUUGUAGCUAAUGAAUACUUCCUGGGACAACAGUCUCCGAUUGAAAUCCGAGAUAGUUUACUGGAAUUGCUUGGAGAUGUGUUCUUUGUGGUCCCUGGGCUGGUCACAGCUCGAUAUCACAGAGAUGCUGGUGCACCUGUUUACUUCUAUGAGUUUCAACACCGGCCCCAGUGCUUUGAAGAUACAAAACCAGCCUUUGUCAAAGCAGACCACUCUGAUGAAAUCCGCUUUGUCUUUGGAGGUGCCUUUCUGACGGGGGAUAUUGUCAUGUUUGAAGAAGCUACACAAGAGGAGAAAUUGCUGAGCAGGAAGAUGAUGAAAUACUGGGCUAAUUUUGCUCGGAGCGGGAAUCCUAAUGGGAAUAAUCUGCCUCUGUGGCCGGCCUACAAUCACACAGAACAGUACCUGAUGCUGAAUUUGAACGUCAGCCUUGGACAGAGACUGAAAGAGAAAAGAGUGGAAUUUUGGACUAAUAUUGUCCCUCUGAUCAUGUCAGCUUCUGAAGCUCUUCUCAAACCUCUUUCUUCCUUAAUUUUCUUUUCUUUACCCGUGCCCUUCUUUUUCUCAUUUGCUCCUUAGGAGUACUCUUUUUCAUGAUAUUGAUUUUUCUUGUAUCUCAAAGUUCUUGUUCUCCUCCUUGUUCAAAGUUUCCUUGUUCUCCUUCCAUCACUAGCUUCAUUCUUGGUUUAGCUGAUUUCUGCUGGGGAUCUUUGUGGAAUAAACUGCUCAGCCUAUGUGUCAUGGACUUAAGGAUUAUCCCCAUGAAAUUCUUUUCAACAUCAAGGAAUGCAAUUGUCCUGGAAGGCAACAAGAUUUCCUCAAAAAGUCUGGAGGAGGGCGAGCCCAUUAGCUGUCACAAUACGCUGCUGUUAUUCAUAUAAAAUAAA
This is a messenger RNA of Chinchilla lanigera (long-tailed chinchilla), 2072 nucleotides long. It is a transcript of the gene Ces5a, whose product is annotated as carboxylesterase 5A. The transcript has 14 exons. The coding region runs from base 1 to 1764 and encodes 587 amino acids. NCBI's taxonomy places the organism in Eukaryota, Metazoa, Chordata, Mammalia, Rodentia, Chinchillidae. The record is from RefSeq and is a predicted model, not a curated record.